Messenger RNA from Nylanderia fulva, 1272 nucleotides. Lineage: Eukaryota; Metazoa; Arthropoda; Insecta; Hymenoptera; Formicidae. The record is from RefSeq and is a predicted model, not a curated record.
GAAUAAUCUUCAGGAUGACUAACAGAAUACAGAUGCUCUCUAUAUUUCUGCGCUUAAGGAAAAUAAAAACAGGAAUCAUACUUAAAACAAAUACAAAUGUAAUUACAAAGGAUCAUGGAGAAUCGUCCCAAACGGAAUAUCAUCAAACCUCGACGAUUUCAAACGACAUCUUCGGACGAGGCGGAAGAGUCAGGAAGAAAGACGAUGGAGCUACAGGGCACUCAAUUAGAAAAGGAUGUUGCUGAGUUACGGGGAGUAUUAGAAGAGAGUCAUUCGCCCAAUACUAAUAUGCAUGCUAAUCAUUCACUCACUAACUCACAAUCAUUUACAGAUCAUCAUCCUACGCACAACCAUCAACAAUCACUCACACAACACAACACUCACACAACACAAGCACCUUUUAUACAUGAAAACACACAUUCAUCAUCCUACGCACAACCAUCAACAGUCACUCACACAACACAAGCACCUUUUAUGCAUAAAAACACACAGUCAUCAUCCUACGCACAACAAAAUUUUCAUGAUACAACGCAAACAUUCACACACAAACCACAUGCUGCUGCUACUCAUACACAACACAUUGGUAGCCAAUUAAAUACACCGCAUAACACUCAGUUACAGCCUUUAAACAUCUGGCCAACUUCAUCGUCAAGUUAUCUGCCAAGCUCUUCUCAAGCUUCAAGAGAAUUUUACAAUUUUCAUGUGAGACCGGAAAUUCAAGCCAUACAUGGAAGAAUGGAUCAAUUAGCUUUGGAAGUUCAACAAAUACACCAAAAAUUGGACAGAGUGUUGACGCAGAUUAGCAAUAACCGAAGGCAUAUGCCGGAGAAACCAGCAUUUUUGCCAUUAUCAUUAGUUGAAGAUGUUGAAAUAUUUGAAACUGCUAAUGAUGAAGAAUAUAUGAAAUUGGUGAAUUAUUUAAUUUUUAUUGGUGGUCUUAAUGCCAAAGAAAGUGUUAAUUUGUGCUUCAAAGAGAUAUUUCAAGAUUCUUUGAUGAACUUAUACACUUGGUUCGGGCGUGAGGAUAAUCAACGACCAUUAUACAAUACCCGUUUGGUGAACGCUAUUUAUGAUGCUAUCUGCGAAAACAAAAAUUUUGAAAGACCAAUGCGGGCUGCAUUUCAAACAUAUAUGCGGGAUGCUCUGCGAACGGCCAAGCAACGACACAGGAAUAGAGCGCGCAACAACUUGCAUCGUCCGGAAGGAAGAAAUAGAAAUGAACGAGCACUAUGGAACGACGAACACGACGAAAUACAACCAGAAGAAAAUUAG